CUCUUCUUCCUUGGCGUCGCGGCUCAAGCCUCGCACACCAUUGACAACCCACUCCCCGUAAUAACGCCUCAAUUCAAUUCGCCGUCUACUGUAUGGAACGACCUUUCCGAUGCAUUGCCCGUGGUUCCUUCCAGAGUAGAGGCAUUUGAAUCCGGUUACUCUUUCGCAUCGUGUGGUGCCGGAACCAGCGAUGGCGUGGGGGAGUAUGACGCUUACAACAUAUUUUAUGAUGACUGCCCCGAACCUUGGCAAAUUUGCCUUCACAAAGAUAACGGUAUCUCCUUAGACUCGGUAACCGAGAUGUUUGGAAAGGUGCCUGUAGGUUUUAGGCAAUAUGUCCGUGACUUGACCGUUGGCAAUAAUUCUGUUGCGUUCUGGAAAAACACAUCCCUCGUCAUGUCGCCGAACUUUUGGAGGAUUUAUGUCAUGAUCCACGAAUCUACACACGCCGUCGAUCUCCUUAGCACAGCGGAUCUUGUAGCUAUCGAUGCUGGGACCUAUAGCGACUCUCAGGAAUGGCGCGAUGCCUACUAUUCGGACAAAAGCGUUCCGACCACGGGUUCCAACUAUCUCUGGGAGGAAAGCUUUGCCGAGAUGGGUCCUCGAGCCUUUUAUGACUGGUAUGUUGAAGGAGGGCUCGCAAAUUUCCAGCCGAACUGGAAUGAGUUCGAAAACCAGCUGGCCACUUUCAAGUCUCUUGUUGGACACCGGGCCCAGCUUGGAGGUACCUGUGAAUUCCGCGUCGCCAAUGAGCCUGCGGUGCCGACUUCAAGCACCGGCCGGCGACGAAGGGGACCUGUCCCUGACACCAGUUUCAAGUCAGACAUCCGUGUUAUUCGAGUUCCCGAUAAUCUACCAACCUUUGAGUUUACCGAGUGA
Messenger RNA from Clonostachys rhizophaga, 879 nucleotides. Lineage: Eukaryota; Fungi; Ascomycota; Sordariomycetes; Hypocreales; Bionectriaceae. The record is from the annotation of a GenBank genome assembly.